AUGGAGCUGCUUUGUACUGUUAAUAGCUUGGCAGCCGUGCAACUGCAGAGCAAACGAGUGUGUAGGAGCCUCCUGAUGAAGCAGAAGAAAUUCCUCUACAACUUCAAGAACCUGCGCUGGGCCCGGGGCCGGCAUGAGACCUAUCUCUGCUACGUGGUGAAGCGCCGGGACAGCGCCACCUCCUUCUCACUGGACUUUGGAUACCUGCGCAAUAAAUCGGGUUGCCAUGUGGAGAUGCUCUUCCUGCGCUACAUCUCUGCUUGGGACCUGGACCCAGGACGCUGCUACCGAGUCACCUGGUUCACUUCAUGGAGCCCUUGCUAUGACUGUGCCCGGCAUGUGGCUGACUUCCUGCGUGCUUACCCCAACCUGACACUGCGCAUCUUCGCCGCCCGGCUGUACUUCUGUGAGGACCGCAAUGCUGAGCCCGAGGGGCUGAGACGUCUGCACCGGGCUGGGGUCCAGAUCGCCAUCAUGACCUUCAAAGAUUACUUCUACUGCUGGAACACCUUCGUGGAGAACCGGGAGAGGACCUUUAAAGCCUGGGAGGGGCUGCAUGAAAACUCUGUCCGUCUGUCAAGGAGACUCCGGCGGAUCCUCUUGCCGCUGGAUGAGGUGGAUGACUUACGAGAUGCCUUCAAAAUCCUGGGACUUUGA
Pelodiscus sinensis (Chinese soft-shelled turtle) is the source of this 657-nucleotide messenger RNA. Lineage: Eukaryota; Metazoa; Chordata; Testudines; Trionychidae. The record is from RefSeq and is a predicted model, not a curated record.